UUUAAUUAUGUGUUUAGCUGCUUAAAAUGCCUCAGUCUCUUUUGAGUCGUCCAUCUUUGAUUAUCAUUUCAGAGUUAAAUUUGUUCUUUUGUCAUUCUUAUAGCUCUAGCUACUAGAUUCAGAAAGUUCAGAUCUUUUACUUUCUUCCUUUUUUCUGGGUUUUCAGGAAACUGAAAUUUCUGAUGGAAACCCAGUAGUGUAGAGAUUAGAGAAUCUCUCCAAGUGAACCCCCAGAGGAAAAAGAGUUGAAUGAGGUUGAGAAAUUGGUUGCCUCAAGCUAAUUCCAUGAUUUUCUGGCCUUUUUGGUUAGAAAUUGCCAUUUAGUGAUAUGGAGAAUGCACUUCAAAUUCAAAAGAUUUGCCUGUUUGAAACCAAGAGAGUGCUUUUUGUUAUAGGGAUCAUUGCUAUAACUAUUAUACAGUUUCAGUCCUUGAUCCUUCCCCAUAAAAAUGUUCUUUUCUCUGUAUAUCCUGAUGGUAACGUUGCAGAACUUAGAAAUUACACCUUUCCAGUGGAAGUUUCUUCCCCUAAAUCUGCCAUGGUUGAUCACUCCUCUUUUCUCAAUGACAUAAACAUGAUUAAUUCAUCUGUCACCAUUGGGGUCGUGAAAAAUAAUGAUAGUUCCAACAUGGGAAAUGGUACUGCUAAUGAUAAUGAAACAGAAGGGAAGGAUGGAGGCAUAGAGAUUGAUUCGACAUUGGAAAAGAACAGUGGCCGAGAAGAUGCUUUUGAACUAGAUGAGGAUAUGAACCUGGAUGAAGAACUUCCAUCCAAAAAAUCUUUAGACAUGGAUAUGAAUUUCGAAUUUGAGUGUGUCAAAGAUCUGGAAAGUGAUAAUAAACUAGAAGGAAAGGCUGGAGGCAUAGACAGUGAUUCUGCAAUGGUAAAGGAUAGAGGCCCAGAUGAUGCUUUUAAACUAGAUGAGGAUACACAACCAGAUGAACAACUUUCACCCAUGAAAGUUUUAGACCUAGAUACUAAUUUCAAAUUGGAGGGUGUCAAUGGUCCAGAAAAUGGUCUUACACUAGAAAUGGGUAGAGAAGAACACAACCUUUCUCUUGAGCACUUUGUGAAAUCCCUCAAUCCAGAUAAAGAAUUUUCAUCACCCAUUGUCGGAGAACCACAUACAGGUUUGAUGAUAGCGAACAUUGGCAGAUCAGUCACUAGUUCCUCAUUGCCUCCGCUUGUGUUGCCACCUUUAGCUUCUUUAAGUAAUGCAAGCAUUCUGAGAACCUCAGGUGUGACUUCAAAAAAUUCCAUUAAUUCUGUCACCUCCAGCAUAGCUACAUUGCAGAAGCAGGCAACAGAUAUGCAAUCAAAUUAUACUUGUAGGGAAUUGAAAAUUGCUCUAGCCGCUUCUAACAAUAAUCCCACAGUGACUAGUCAUCCUGUAAGGAAGAAGAUGAGGUGUAUGAUGCCACCAAAAUCAGUAACCUCGAUAUCUGAGAUGAACCGUUUACUGCUUUAUACCCAUGCUUCUCCUCGUUCAAUGAGGCCACGGUGGGCUUCAGUACGUGACAAGGAACUUGCAUCUGCCAAAUCACAAAUCCUGAAUGCUCCUGCUGUUAAGAAUGACCAAGAACUUUAUGCUCCUCUUUAUCGGAAUGUUUCAAUGUUCAAAAGGAGCUAUGAACUGAUGGAACGCAUACUCAAAGUAUAUAUCUACAAGGAAGGAAAUAAACCCGUUUUUCAUCAGCCAAUACUCAAAGGAAUAUAUUCUUCUGAGGGAUGGUUUAUGAAACUGAUGGAGACAAAUAAACAAUUCGUCGUUAGAAGCCCCAAAAAAGCUCACUUGUUUUACAUGCCUUUCAGUUCACGAAUGCUACAAUAUGAAUUGUAUGUACGUAAUUCACAUGGUCGACAGUACCUAGCUGAGCAUUUGAAGAGAUAUACAGAAUUGAUUGCUGCAAGAUAUCGUUUCUGGAACAGAACCGGUGGAACAGAUCAUUUUCUUGUUGGUUGCCAUGAUUGGGCACCAUAUGAAACAAGGCACCACAUGGAGCGUUGCAUCAAAGCCCUAUGCAAUGCUGAUGUUACUGGAGGCUUCAAAAUAGGGAGGGAUGUGUCUCUUGCACAAUCAUAUGUACGCUUUGCAAGGAAUCCUCUCCGAGAUGUUGGUGGAAAACCUCCCUCCAAGAGGGCAACUCUUGCAUUCUUUGCUGGGAGUAUGCAUGGGUACCUGCGCCCGAUCUUGCUAAAGUACUGGGAGAAUAAAGAUUUAGAUAUGAAGAUCUUUGGUCCAAUGCGUCGUGAUGUAGCAGGCAAAAUGAAUUACAUCCAGCACAUGAAGAGCAGCAAGUACUGUAUAUGUGCCAAGGGCUAUGAGGUCAACAGCCCAAGAGUUGUUGAGGCCAUCUUUUAUGAGUGUGUCCCUGUGAUUAUAUCUGACAAUUUUGUGCCUCCUCUUUUCGAGGUUUUGGACUGGGAUGCAUUCUCUGUCAUUGUCCCUGAGAAAGAUAUUCCCAACUUGAAGGAAAUACUCCUGUCUAUACCUGAGGAGAAGUAUAUCGAAUUGCAGCUGCGGGUGAAGAAGGUGCAAAAGCAUUUCCUUUGGCACAUCAAGCCUGUUAAGUAUGAUCUCUUUUACAUGACCCUCCACUCAAUAUGGUUCAAUAGAGUUUUCCAGUUAAAGACCAGAUAAGGAUGUGACUAAAGUUUCAGAUUGUGUUUUAAAUGGCUCAAUACUGCAGCAAAGAAAACAAACACUCAAGGAGAUUAGAAACAAGAGGACAUCAAAGUACAAAAUUAAUCAACUGAUUUUCAUCCUCAUCUUAUCUUUUCAUGUCGAAAUCAAAGUGGAAAAAGAAGAAGCAGUGCUUGAAAUUUUGAUGAAAAAAUAUGAAAAAUAAAUGCAUCAACAUGUAAAUUGCUGAGGUAGGGAGGUUGGGUGACAUUGUAAUGUGUUUCUUCAUUUCAUGUACAUUAUUGUUCUCUGUUCAGUUUUAUCAGGUCUGCAAAAAAUCUCGAAGCACCAGAAAAUGGUCUGCAAUAAGGAUGUGGUUUGCUGUUGUUGAUCUGUCCAUUUCAUUGCAAAAUUUUGAAGUAGAAGAUGAUGAGUGAGCCUCCCCACUGCCUCAGAGCCAACCUCAAAUGUUCCACUCCAAAGGAUCAAUAGUAACUGAUGGAUGAACCGGGCCUCAUAAGGUAACUUUCAUCCUCAGGCGCUCCAAGUCUUGACAAGUUUCUGCUUAGUCUUGGAAGGAGCUCCAGCUCUAGUGGGAGCAAAGGACUCUGGGUUGUCUGUGUUUGGACUGUGAUUGAGCUCAGCUGGUGUCUGGGAUGGCAAUUUGAGAGGCUGGGUGGGGGAUUCAGUCACAUUGGUUAGUAGGGGUGUCAAAUGGUUGGUUUGGACAGGGUUUUUGGUUGGUUUUUUUUUGCAUAUAUCGGGCCAGACCAAACUAUAUUGAUAAAGUGAUGUUUGGUGUACAAAAACUAAAUUGAAGCCAUUAGUUAUCAAUCUGGUCGUUUUGACUUUCGGUC
Messenger RNA from Macadamia integrifolia, 3480 nucleotides. RefSeq names its product probable glycosyltransferase At5g03795. Lineage: Eukaryota; Viridiplantae; Streptophyta; Magnoliopsida; Proteales; Proteaceae. The transcript has 5 exons. Gene Ontology annotation, molecular function: glycosyltransferase activity. The record is from RefSeq and is a predicted model, not a curated record. The coding region runs from base 329 to 2641 and encodes 770 amino acids.